GUUGCCAUAGCUACUCCAGAGAAAGAGAGAGAGAGAAGGCGAGACUGAUCACGUGACCCAGCAAGAUGGCGACUACAAUGCAGAAUGGACUUUGAGUGAUUUAAAUUGUCUGUUUUGUUGGAAAUUUGGAUCUUCUGGAUAACUUCAUAAUAAUCCUCAUCAUCGUAUCACAGAAUCAAGAUGGCCCUAAAUGUUUUUGAUCAUGAUGAAUACCGGCCACCUGUGUGGAAGUCUUACUUGUACCAGCUCCAGCAGGAGGCGCCUCACCCGCGCAGACUCACCUGCACAUGUGAGGUGGAAACCCGACCUAAAUACUAUGGAAGAGAGUACCAUGGGAUGAUCUCAAGGGAAGAGGCCGACCAAUCGCUGAGUCAGGCUGAAGGCAGCUAUCUCAUCAGGGAGAGUCAGAGACAACCGGGCACAUACACUCUGGCUCUAAGGUUUGGGAACCAGACCAGAAACUUCCGUCUCUACCAUGACGGGAAGCACUUUGUUGGAGAGAAGAGGUUCGAGUCCAUCCACGACCUGGUAACGGACGGCCUCAUCACACUCUACAUCGAGACAAAGGCGGCGGAGUACAUCGCUAAGAUGACCAUAAACCCCAUUUAUGAACAUGUGGGAUACACCACUUUGAACCAGGAGCCCACUCUGAAAAAACUCCUUCCUCAAAGCCCCGAGGCCCCGGAUGGACCAGUUCCAGUUAAAGAAGACACGAACGCAGAGGAGAGGCUCACAUCUCUGGUGCGACGGGCCACACUGAGAGAGAGCGACUUAGCGCCCAAAUACGAGAAGAUCCACAACUUCAAGGUUCAUACAUUCAGAGGUCCACAUUGGUGCGAGUACUGUGCCAACUUCAUGUGGGGGCUCAUCGCUCAGGGAGUCAAGUGUGCAGACUGUGGGCUAAAUGUUCAUAAGCAGUGCUCCAAAGUCGUGCCGAACGACUGCCAGCCGGACCUCCGUCACGUGAAGAAGGUCUACAGCUGCGACCUGACGACGCUGGUCAAAGCGCACAACACCAAGAGGCCCAUGGUGGUGGACAUGUGCAUACAGGAAAUCGAGGCGAGAGGUCUCCAGUCGGAGGGUUUGUACAGGAUAUCAGGCUUCAGUGAGCUCAUUGAAGACGUGAAGCUGCACUUUGACAGAGAUGGAGAGAAGGCGGACAUCUCCUCAAAUGCUUAUGAGGACCUGAACAUCAUCACUGGAGCGCUCAAACUCUACUUCAGAGAGCUGCCUAUCCCCCUAAUAACAUACGAUGCAUACCCACACUUCGUAGAAACAGGAAAGAUUACAGAUACGGAAAAACGUCUGGAGUCUCUCCACGAGGCGCUGAAGCUGCUGCCGCCGGCUCACUGCGAGACGCUGCGAUACCUCAUGGGUCACCUCAAGAGGGUGACAGAGUACGAGAAGGACAACCUCAUGACCAGCGAGAACUUGGGUAUCGUCUUCGGACCGACGCUGAUGAGGGCGCCCGGACUAGACGCCAUGAUGGCGCUUAACGAUAUCCGGUACCAGAGACUCGUGAUAGAAACGCUCAUUCGGAACGAGGACGUGUUGUUCUGAGAGGAGAGGAAGGACGGAGAGUGAAAAGAUGGAAGAAGACGUUUUUUUACGAGAUAAUUAGGAAGAAAAAUGGGACUGUUUUGUACGGAGGGAACAAUGAAGCCAUUUGCAAUGAAGGAAUUCAUUAAAUAAAACUUAGUGGAGAAGCUUGGAAGUGUUUCACUUAAACUCAAUCAACAGACUCAAAGUCAUAAAAUGAGGGUAAUUAUGAUUGUGUUAAUGAUCCUAAAAAUAUGUUAAUAGUAGCAUUACCUUGUCUAUCUAGGGCAAAUACUGUGUGCUCCAUCUUUACGUUAAUAUUUUUCUUAAAUGCCUUGACAGUUGACGGAGAAUAAAUCAGAAACUUUAAAAACAUUGGGAUAGCAUUCAGAAGCUUAUAAACGAGCGUUAGAGGUAAACUUGAGUUUGCUUUGUUUCACAUGGUGUCAAAACAUCCCUUGUCUCUUCCUCAAGAGAAGAAGACGUUAUAACAGUAGACAGCUAGAUGAAAAAAGGAAAAAGGGACCCUCAUAUCCAUAAAGCGCACUCGUUCCUCUUACCUUAAGUGACUUGGACCUACUGUGCUUCUAAAAACUCUUUAUUUUACAGCUGAAAUGUAGAAAAACGUGGAAAAAACAACGCAGGCUUUCCUGUUUUGUGUCAUAUUUCAAGCUGUUGUUUGAUGUAAUUACAUGUCAGCGGAUUUAGCGGUACAUUAAAUGGUUUCUGUCACUAUAAAACAAAUUAUAGAGAAGCUUUGGGAACACUUUUAAAUAUCCAAUGGUGAGAAUAUUUAGCUUAAAUUGGCAACUCCACACAAUUCAUUGGCAGAUGGACGUAAAUAUGUGAAACAAUGCUAUGUUUUCUCUUGGUUUGUCAUUUGUAUAAAGCAGUAUUGUAAUGAAGAAGUGUUAAUAAGUACAUUUUGUGCUUGAAAUAAUAAUUUAAAUUGAGAUUUCUUUGCCUGUAUUGUUUUCAAAUGCCACACAGAUGACUUGAGUUUCUUCCAGAUGAUGUUGCUAAUCAUCUGUAACCUGAAGGAGUGUAUUUCACGUUUAUUUUUUAACUUGUGCCAUAUGGAAAGGGAUGCAUGUUAAACCUUACAUUAAACCUCCUUCUCAUUUAAGUCUACCCCCAUUUCUGUCGGGGUUAUGGGGUGUUGCCAGAUGUAACGUAAAAGUUAAAUAAUUUUCUAACAAAAGCUGUUUUUAUUGUAAUUGUUUAGUUUACUUUAUAUUCUACUAACUGCCUAACCCGAUGUGAGCCUUUAUUGAGUUGUUCAUUUUGUCCUCAUGAAAUGUCCUUUUUAUUUUUUACUACUGUCAUUGCUGUAAAGUAUUUUCUAUAUGGUUUAUGCAUGGCAAAAUUAAAUUAUUAAAUAUGGCUCUCA
This is a messenger RNA of Gymnodraco acuticeps, 2929 nucleotides long. RefSeq names its product N-chimaerin-like. NCBI's taxonomy places the organism in Eukaryota, Metazoa, Chordata, Actinopteri, Perciformes, Bathydraconidae. The transcript is spliced from 15 exons. The coding region runs from base 181 to 1560 and encodes 459 amino acids. The record is from RefSeq and is a predicted model, not a curated record. Gene Ontology annotation, molecular function: GTPase activator activity. Gene Ontology annotation, biological process: regulation of small GTPase mediated signal transduction; signal transduction; positive regulation of GTPase activity.